AUGGCAGCACCUCCGUCCACGGUGGUGGUGACACUGCUAUUCUUUCUGUGCACCACCACCACUAGGCCACCCUUUUUGGUGGUGGUUCGGUGGACCACACACCACUCCUCAGACGCCAGUGACCAGGCUAUGCUAGCAGGUUUAAACUUUGCCUGUGCAGCUGGGGCAGAUUGUGCACCCCUUCAAUCUUCUGGGCUAUGCUAUUUGCCCAACACAAUUCAAGCCCAUGCCUCCUAUGCCUACAACAGUUACUACCAGCGCAGGAACAAUGACCCUGCCUCCUGUUACUUUUCUGGCACUGCCACCAUCGCAAAAACUGACCCCAGUUAUGGAUCCUGUGUUUAUCCAUCAUCUCCUAGCACGGCAGGAGGGUCAGUUGGACCAGGAGGGAUGUCAGUACCAGGAACGCCGGCUAUAAGUGCAACACCUCCACCACCAGGAACCACCACUGCACCUCUGCUCGGCGCUGGAGGAUUAACACCGGACAUGGGAACUGCAGACCCCGACUCACCGAAAUCAUCUAAUGCUUCCCCAAACUUGUCAAUAAACGCAAUCUUGUUCCCAAAGGACCUGGCUGGUGUUAACAAAGAAGUUACUCCGUUGUUGGUAGCUACAUGGCAUCCACUCUGGUACAGCAGUUACACGGCGCACUAUAGAGAAGCCGAAUUUGGAGAUGACGGGAAUAGAAAGAAGAUGUCGAUUACGCAUGUUGAUGAACCAGGUAAAUGUCCCGAACCAUCCAUCACGCUAGAUUAUUUUAUAGGUGGAUUUUGUGCGUGCAAUUUUACAUCGGGUCCAGAAGCUGCUAAGUUUUAUUGGGAUCAACAACCUGAAUAG
This is a messenger RNA of Fraxinus pennsylvanica, 837 nucleotides long. The record is from the annotation of a GenBank genome assembly. NCBI's taxonomy places the organism in Eukaryota, Viridiplantae, Streptophyta, Magnoliopsida, Lamiales, Oleaceae.